AUGGCGAUACCAUUCGCCGCCGCCGCCGCCGCCGCCGCUGCUGCUGUCACGUUGGACGACAAGUUCCAGAAUCUAGAUGAUGAAGCCGUGUACACUCGCGUCAAGGCCGAGGCUGCCAACGACAAGGCUCUCAACUUUGUCGUCGAGUUCAACCUCCACGAGGCCUUCAUCGCCUUCAAUCUGACCUCUGAUGAUUUCGACCAGCUCGCCACCCGAAAGCGCAAAGACGACAUGGUGCGAUGGAUCAAUAUCUGGUCACCGAGCAUGCAGAAACCAGCCGUGGAACGCAUCGGCGCCCAGUACGGGUUCUCCAGGAGACUUCUCGCCAUCAUGACGGCUCCGGCCUUGUCAUUCAUCAAGCAGCAGGCCAACGCGACGCAGGUGUCACCGCAAGGUAGCGAUGUUGAGAAGGGGUCGUUGUCUGACGGCCUCGGACUUCCACCACCAGGACAGACGCAGGCGCAAGUGUUGGAGGAGCUUCAGAUCUACCAACUCGUGAAGGAGACGGUCAAUUACACCUCCAUUGACCAGGGGAAGGACUUCCUCUGCAUCGGUGCUAACUGGUUGCACACCCGGCCACAUUCUAAAGCCACCGAACAUAGUCCAAGUCUGUUACCGCCCAGACACUGGUCAUGGCUUGCCCUCAGCUCCGACUCCGUCGUGGUAUCUUUCCACGAGACGCCAUCGUCAGAAUACCCCGAAGACGAAGAAUGGUCCAUGGCAGAACUCGUCAAUACGAGAUCCAACACCACCAGCGUUUUGUGCCAACUAUCCAAGCACGGCGUAGAAGAUUUCGAACGAAGGCUUCUCUCGCUGAAGCCGGUCAGGCAGGCGAUGCCUCGCCAAGGACUCGGCAGCAACACUGCCUGCGAGGGCUCGAGUAAUCUUUUCUAUUAUCUUUUCGAGGAUUAUUCAUCGGCCCUGCCAGUUUUAAGAACUUCCAAGCAAGAGCUGGGUCGACUGAGCGAUCAAAUCUUGAAGCCGAGUCGAAGAACCAAGAUUAAGACAGGGGAGAUUAUUGAAUCACUACAUACUCUGAGAAAGGAGCUCAGCCAACUCCAACACUUGUUUGAGGGUUAUAAAAGCCUCAUCAAGCGUAUCUGUUGGUCGCCUCGGUCCCUAGAUGCCUGUCACGAGGGUCAAUGCGGACGCCUAGAGUUAUCUGGAAAUAUGUUCGGCGAGGUAAAUAUAUCGUCGUCAGCAAGAAGUCGCUUCGAGCGCCUUGGAGACAGACUGCAACUGUUGAUGCUCAACACAAUCCAAGAGUAUCUAGACGAGCAAAACGCACUCUCGAACACGUAUUUCAACCUCACGGCCCAAAGGGACUCGCAGGCGACUGCACGCCUGAGCAGGAGCGCUACCGUACUAGCCAAGCUGAGCGUCUUCUUUCUCCCCAUAACAUUCAUGACCAGCUAUUUCUCUGUAGAGAUACCCGAUCUGGUGGAACACUACACCCCCAAGAUGUACUGGGUCUGUUUUGCCGUGAUUGCCGGAAUCUCCUUCAUUAGUCUUUUCUUUUUCAGUCGCAUGAUUGAGAUCCUCAGCGAUGUGCUCGAGGCUUGGGCCCACACCGCGGUGCGAAGCACCCGGCGUUUUGUUGGACUACGUGUACAAGAUGAUAGAGACGAACAUUAA
Colletotrichum costaricense is the source of this 1635-nucleotide messenger RNA. Its product is annotated as ADP-ribosylation factor. The transcript has 6 exons. Gene Ontology annotation, biological process: transmembrane transport; metal ion transport. Gene Ontology annotation, cellular component: plasma membrane. The record is from RefSeq and is a predicted model, not a curated record. Gene Ontology annotation, molecular function: magnesium ion binding; cobalt ion binding; magnesium ion transmembrane transporter activity. Lineage: Eukaryota; Fungi; Ascomycota; Sordariomycetes; Glomerellales; Glomerellaceae. Bases 1 to 1635 code for a protein of 544 amino acids.